This is a messenger RNA of Phaeodactylum tricornutum CCAP 1055/1, 408 nucleotides long. RefSeq lists its product with no specific name. Gene Ontology annotation, biological process: protein phosphorylation. The record is from RefSeq and is a predicted model, not a curated record. The annotation marks the transcript as partial. The transcript is spliced from 2 exons. Lineage: Eukaryota; Bacillariophyta; Bacillariophyceae; Surirellales; Neidiaceae. Gene Ontology annotation, molecular function: ATP binding; protein kinase activity.
UGGAGCAUCGGGAUUGUUGCGCUAGAAUUGCUUUUGGGGACUCCAAAUGUUUUCAGUGUCGACCAACGAACCAAAGCAAUCAUUUCGCAUAAAAUGCGAAAAGAAGGAGCAUCAGACCGCGAGAUAAAUUAUGCAUUAGCAGCUCUUUCCCAAUUUUGUAUUUUCAAUCCAUCACUUGAGUCGCAGCACGAUUGGCCUCUUCGUCGCGGUGAUCCGCUUCAUAGCUCGGCUAUGGUGAAGGACUCCUGUACAAUAUCCGAUUUUCAUUUUGCAUUACGAGCUCGUGAUCCUCUUGGAAUUGGGUUUGACUCCUCGACUGAUACACUGUUACACCUAAUUUGGCAACUUCUCGAAUGGAAUCCGACUAAGCGGAUUUCUCCCUACGAAGCACUCCGUCAUCCCUACUUC